Messenger RNA from Encephalitozoon romaleae SJ-2008, 786 nucleotides. Its product is annotated as mRNA deadenylase subunit. The transcript has a single exon. Gene Ontology annotation, cellular component: CCR4-NOT core complex; P-body; CCR4-NOT complex. NCBI's taxonomy places the organism in Eukaryota, Fungi, Microsporidia, Unikaryonidae. The coding region runs from base 1 to 786 and encodes 261 amino acids. Gene Ontology annotation, molecular function: nucleic acid binding; poly(A)-specific ribonuclease activity. The record is from RefSeq and is a predicted model, not a curated record.
AUGAGUGAAUGCCAGAUACUUAAUGUAUGGAAGGACAAUCUUCGUAGUGAGAUGAGAAGGAUAUCUCAGCUGGUAAACACAUAUAAUUAUAUAAGUAUGGACACUGAGUUUCCGGGUGUUGUCGCCAAGCCUAUUGGAAGCUUCAAGUCACCCUCUUCAUUUGCAUAUCAACAGCUAAGAUGUAAUGUGGACAUACUGAACAUCAUCCAGCUAGGGAUAUCUCUGAGUGAUAGCCAAGGCAACAGGCCAUGCCCCAUAAGCACAUGGCAGUUCAACUUUGCGUUUAGUCUUGAGACAGAUAUGUAUGCACAGGAGUCGAUCGAUCUUCUCAUCCAGGCAAGAAUAGACUUUAAGGAGCAUGAGAGAAGAGGAAUCAAGGUGGAAGAGUUUGGAGAGGUGCUGAUGACUUCUGGACUUGUCAUGUCUCCGGAUGUUAUAUGGGUCUCUUUCCAUUCAGCCUAUGACUUUGGAUAUCUUAUAAAGAUUCUGACUUGCAAUCCUCUUCCAGAGAGAGAAGAAGACUUCUAUAGAUUCCUUGCAGCCCUGUUCCCAGACUUCUAUGACAUAAAGUUCCUAGUGCAGAACAGCAAAUAUCUGAAGAAAGGGCUACAGGAGAUAUCCAAUGACCUUGGGCUUGUGCGGGAUGGAAUCCAGCACCAGGCAGGAAGUGAUGCACUUCUAACAUCUCAUGCAUUUUUCAAAACUAGAGAGGUUCUUUUCAACAAAAACAUCGGAAAAGAGCUUAUGUGUAAACUGUAUGGUAUUGAAGUCAAGGAGUCCUCAUGA